This is a messenger RNA of Vollenhovia emeryi, 1721 nucleotides long. RefSeq lists its product as uncharacterized. The record is from RefSeq and is a predicted model, not a curated record. The transcript has 7 exons. Bases 988 to 1416 code for a protein of 142 amino acids. Lineage: Eukaryota; Metazoa; Arthropoda; Insecta; Hymenoptera; Formicidae.
UCAAUACGGAGAGAUAACGUCCGCGCUCGACUCCACGCUUGAAUUGAGAAGCGAGCGCGCCGACGGAACGAUAACGAUGUAUAAUCAGCGCGAUAUGCGCGCAUAUAAUUAUCAUCAGGCGCAAUAAUGUUCUAAAGUUCGUCGCGCAUCAUCCUUGCUUCCGCAUACGUCUCGCGCGAUAAAGUUUAACGAUCGAGUUGAAAUAAGUGAUUAGUGCCGGAAGCGGGAGGCAAAAAUGCGAAGUCGUAACGUCCAGCGGGCAGUAGAGUGAUUUCGUAAUGGCGCGCGUUGCGCGAUUCGCCUAAUGGCGUCUGACUGACGAACGAAAGUUCCGCGAUCGCGGGUGGAAAAAUGGGAAAGAACGGCGACCAAACGCAUCGCCGGCCAAACGGAAACGGCCCCACGAUGUUGCGACGCGGACCGGGUGAGACACGUUGAGACGGAAUGAGGAAAAUGCAGCCAUAAGGACGCGUUGCUUCAUAGGGUUUGGUAUCCCAGCUAAAAGUGUAUUACGGAAAAAUACAUUAAACAUAAGAGAGAGAGAGAGAGAGAGAGAGAGAGAGAGAGAGAGAGAGAGAGAGAGAGAGAGAGAGAAUGCGCGGCUCUCUUCGAUAGUUAUUAACGAUUUGGAGGAUACGUUGAACGACGAAUCGGUGCACUCAGAAAGUGGGUGGCGAAGGUCCUUCGAAGACUCGGUCGAGAAGCGCCCUCGGUUGUCCGGCAUAAUUCGAUACGAUGCAAAUCGCCGGAGGCGACCGAAAGCGUGCGGUGCCCCGCACGUGCCAUGGGGAGGGGACAAGGAUCCCUACGUAUAUAUGACGGUGACGUUCGCCACUCUGACUUAAUAGUUUACACACAACGAGCCAGAGAACCUUCGAAGAUCGCUUCGAAGAUCGCCUCGAUCUCUCGUCUCGAGUAGAACACUCCGUCACCGCCUGCCGUAGAUCUCUCCCCGGUGACCGGAAGUUACCCUUCGGCCGCUCGAAAAUGGGACGCCCGUCCAUAGCGACCUGCGUCCUCGUAGCUGCACUCGUGCUGCCGAGGCUCGUCCACGGACGUCCUGCGAGCGACGACAACCGCGGGUCGGUCUUGAGCACGUUAGAGUCACGUGCCCCGAAGCCGGAGGAUUUCUCGGAACCAAAGGCGAUCUCGUCGCUCAUCGCGCGGGAAAAUCUGUCGAUUCCGGCUAAAUCACGGCAAAGACGGCUGUCGGACCAGAGGCGAGCCGAGCUGGAGACGUGGCUGGGUUUGACGAAAAUCAACGACGAGCAGUCACUGACGACGCGGACGAGCAGGCAACUGGAUCCAGUGAGAAUCGGCCGGCGAAGACGUUUCGCGGUGGACCGAGCCCCUACCGAAUUGGUGUCCAUCAAUACGAGACACAUCGGAGAUCCCGCGUAUCCUCUGAUUAGUUGAAUAGACCGCCUGAUAGGGGUGUCCGACCAAUGAAAGAGUGCAUUUCGCAUUGCGAGGGAUGAGCCUGGCACGUAAAAGGAAACGUUCUUCGACACACCAUUUUCCCGUCACUUCGGCAGGACAACUACUUAGGGGUUAGCGAAAUCACAGAAGGGAGGUUAUAUAUUAAUAUGCAUGGGGGUGGAGGGAUGAAUCAUAGACUCCUUGGAUUCAAAUCUAUCGAUGUCACGUAAUUUAGUCAAAAUAAAAUAUAUAGAGAUAUAUAUUUUAAUUCUUUCGUAGUCUCAACGGCGAGAAAGAAAGAA